Molecule: messenger RNA, 2885 nt
Organism: Stylophora pistillata
Lineage: Eukaryota; Metazoa; Cnidaria; Anthozoa; Scleractinia; Pocilloporidae
Product: A disintegrin and metalloproteinase with thrombospondin motifs 6
Biological process (GO): extracellular matrix organization; proteolysis
Cellular component (GO): extracellular matrix
Molecular function (GO): metalloendopeptidase activity
Source: RefSeq, a predicted model, not a curated record
AAACCAUGCCGGCGAGAAAUGUGUGGAACUUUCGGGGCACGUAGAGAUAAGCGCAACUUGAAAGAAAUUUAGAACAUCUAAAGAAGUGUUUAGGCCGAUUGAAACGUUAUAAAUUUGUCUUGUAAUCAUCGAAAGAACCAUACUCAUUGAUCGUGGGCACAGCUUGGUAUCGUUAAUGGGCAGAAAUUUAGAGAGGAACCGCCGGAGACAAAAUCAUUGGGGAGCUACUAGCAAUAUUCCAUCAAUAUCGACUAAAAACAUCAAAACAACAGCGAAAUUUUUUGCUCAUUUGAAAGUAUAAUUAUCUCAGGAAAUACACACAUACUCACUGAGGUGCACCUUAAUGCGAUUUCAUUUAGUGAAGGGUCGGCGGCUGGCAAGUUACUUGUGGCUUUCAUCGGAAGAUGGUCUCUCAAUUUUUUACACCGUUUCUCGUUUUAGUUUUCAUUCCGCGGGCUACACCAAACCUUUACAAAGUAAGAAAGAAUGUGCACACUUUGUUGACACCGGUCGAAAGGGAGAAGAUAUUCGGCGAACCUUUUCUACAAAGUGUUCCAGAUUAUCACGUGACCCACCCCGUUCAAGUUGAUGAGAGUGCCAACUUCUUGACUCAUGACUUGUCGAAUGGAAACCGCAGAAAGCGCCGAGAUUUAGCAGGAGCUGGAAAAGAACCUGUGUACUUUCACUUGUCAGCGUUUGGCCAAAAAUUUCACUUGAACGUCACUUUAAAUGACGAUCUACUCUCGCCUAACUUUGUUGUUGAGAUUCGAGGAAAUCAGAGUUCUCGAUUUCAUUUGGAUAUUGAACAUUGCCAUUAUACCGGCCAAGUGUUAUCUUCAAAAGGACUGGGAACUAGAGUGGCCGUCAGUAACUGUGAUGGACUGCGAGGUUUGAUUCGUACUCCUGAGGAUGUUUUCACAAUAAAUCCAUUACCGGACCGAUUAGGACUGGACAAGAACAAAACGCGAGCUCACGUGAUCCACAGAAGAUCUACCGCGUACCUGGAGGAUGUAGGGAAGGCUCUCAGAGCAGAGAAGAGAUCCGAAAAUUGGUGUGGAGUACAAGACAAACCAGGCUCUAGAAAGAAGCGCGCGGUAUUUGAUCCGCCGGCUCCGGUGGAUUAUAGCCAGGACUUCACAAUAGAAACACUUGUCGUUGUCGACAAAAAAAUGACAGAUUUCCACGGAAUUGAAGAGCUUAAAGUUUAUGUGCCAAGUCUUAUAAAUAUUGUUUACAAUCUUUUAGGCGACACUUCCAUUGGAGCGAAUGUAAAAUAUGUCUUACAGAAGCUGCUCAUUUUGGAGCAUGAUCAGGAAGGACUUGUGAUAAGAGCACAUGCUGGAAACACCAUGACAAGCUUCUGUGAGUGGACUAAAAGACAAAACAUUCAGGAUGAUAACAAUCCUGACCACUUUGAUCAUGCAGCCCUCAUCUCCCGGUACGAUUUCUGUCGAAACUCAGAUCGCAAAGAAGGCCAGAACUGCGAGAAAGUGUUAGGUCUGGCACAAGUCGAAGGAAUGUGCAGUUUGACAGGAAGCUGUACUUUGAGCAAGGAUGGAGGUCUGGGUACGGCGUAUACCAUUGCACACGAGACAGGACACAACCUUGGAGCUCAGCACGAUAGUGCAGGUAACCCGUGCGCUGAUAUCAAAAACAUCAUGUCAACACAAGCCAGCGGUAAAGAAACAGCGUUCGAAUGGUCUUCAUGUAGCAGACAUUCAAUUCACGCUUUUCUAUCCGGUGAUCAUGCGCAGUGCUUAAAAGACAAACCACAAAAGGCCGUGAAAUUACCGCAACGCCUGCCAGGAGAGGUGUACAACGCUGAUGAUCAAUGUAGGCGGAUCUAUGGAGAUAAAUCGCGGGAGUGUCCAGCGCCUUUUGUGAAAGCUAAAGUCUGCAUUCAGCUGUGGUGCGUUAAACCGGAGAAUGGAAUGUGCGCGACACUUCGCGAGCCUGCAGCUGAAGGCACGGAGUGUGGUCAUCAAAUGUGGUGCCGGCGGGGGAAAUGCGUACCAUAUGGCAGCGAGGGACCUGAGGCUAUUGACGGUGGCUAUGGUCCGUGGGGAGAUUGGAGCGACUGUUCUCAUUCUUGCGGCGGGGGACUGAUAACUAGAACGAGAAAAUGCGACAAUCCCGAACCCAAAAAUGGAGGCAAGUUAUGCAUGGAACAUUCAGAGGAGUUUCAAUACUGCCAUACACCUAAAUGUCCGGCAGGAAUGCCCAGUCCAAGAACAGAACAGUGUGAAUCAAAGCAACAGAUGCGGUUCCUUGAUGGUAACAAAUAUCAAUGGGUAUACAAUCCAGCAAUUCCAGUACCAGCGGGUCAGCAGUGUAAGUUAUCAUGUAUCGCUGAAGUGGGUGUUCGGCAAUUUGCCAAGUAUUCAUUUGGUCUUGUGGUCGACGGAACGCAAUGUGAUGAUUACGAUGAAAACAGUGGCCUUUGCAUCAACGGAAAAUGUCAGCCACUCGGUUGUGACAAAGUCCUUGGCUCCAGUCAAAAGUUUGAUCGUUGUGGUGUAUGUGAUGGGGACGGAACUACAUGCAUUGGCAAGAGGUUAACAUAUAAAGGGCUGCCUAAUCCCAUAAAAGGACAUUAUCAGUCGAUCGCAUUGAUUCCAGAAGGAGCGAGAAAUAUCCAAAUUAAGGAACUUAGUGGUUUUAAGAAUUAUUUGGCCAUGAUGACAGUUGCAGGUGAAGAUCUUCUCAACAUGGACUUCCGUAUCAAACCUCGUUCAUUCGCGUUUGUCGGCGCUGGUACAAGGUUUAAAUACGUGAGAGAUGAGAAGAGGAGGGAGAGCAUAACUGCACAAGGACCCCUCAACCAAGAUGUAGAGCUCCUGGUGAGAAAACAGAUUAGCGGUUGUGUUUGAUCUCCGAAAAACAAA